This is a messenger RNA of Blepharisma stoltei, 708 nucleotides long. The record is from the annotation of a GenBank genome assembly. Lineage: Eukaryota; Ciliophora; Heterotrichea; Heterotrichida; Blepharismidae.
AUGCUUCAAAGAUGGUUGUACAAACCAGCUUUAUGGGAAAUGUGAAUGCGAAGGCAUUGUCUUAUUUUGCAAAGACCAUGGCUUUGAGCACUUAGAAAAACAACUUCUAAAGGACAUCGAUGCCUAAGACUAUACUUUAAGCCAGCAGAAGAAAUUAAGCAGCCAAUUAUUGAUAAACUAAUAGCACUCAAAGAAGAUAUCAAAAACUACAAAAUUGACGCACUUAUCAACGCAAAUACAAUUAUCAAGAAUUUUAAAACUACGCUUGGAAGAUAUAUUGAUCAGAUUAAUGAAGUAGAAGCAAGAAUCAAUAAGAUGCUUACAAUUUUAUAUAGUGGAGAAGAGGUUCUUGACAUUGCUAAAGAUGAUGAUAUGGAAAGUGUGCUUAAAUUAAAUGCUUCAGAUGUUCAGUGGAAGAUGAGUGGAUGAGAUAUAAAAGAGUGUUACCUAGACUAUAAAGAUAUCAAUGCAGCAAUUAGUAAAACUUAUGGAAUACCUUUUAAUCCUUUUAUGCAACCUAUAGAAGAUAUCAUUGAAUGAAAUGAACUCUCAUUUUUUAGGCAUAUGCACUUCAAAUUUUGCAACUAUAAACUUAGAUACCUUCCAGAUUUCUUCUACUGCAACUCUUCCAACUCAAGAACCAAUUAUCGGAUACACUACAAGCUGUAUACUUCCUGAUUAUACUUAUUUCUAUUGUUGCAAUUAUAG